CAGCCUUUUGAUUGUCAGUUAGCCUUAACAGCCGCUACAUCGUGGUACGGUGGAUUAACCAUCCCACUAGAACAGCAGUUUAACCGGCUGCUGUUGCAUGGCGCUCCUGGACUUCGGACCAGUUUAAUUCUAUCCGGCGCCGACUCGCUUGCCAAAAUCUUACGCCCCACAUUACCUAGACGGCUUUCCAAGGAAGUCAAGCGCCUCACCUGCACAUCGCGCGCUUCCACCCACCACCAGAAAGUCUUCCUUGCCAUUCAUAAGGGACCGGAAAUACCGGAUUUCCUUAAAGAUUACCGCAUACCGCGAUUAUCAAUGGAUGCAGAUGAGCUACAGUACACCGGUCAGAGCCUUCAGUAUACUGGCUACCGUGGCCGUGGAUCACGAAGAGGAGGACGUGGAAAUUAUCAGAACACCAUGCCUCGACAACGCCGACAGCGCGAACAAAGCCCACAAGAUCCCCCGGAUGAUCAGAUCCAGUACGUUAACCCUGGACCGCGCCAAGAAGCUCACCACGUUCGACGACAAGGCAGAAAUCCUUUCAUUGGAUUCAAAAUUAAAACUCCGCAUCAUGACUACCGCGCACAUAUGGAAAACAUCAAUACAGCCAUUGAGAAUGGAUCGGACAUCAUCAAAGACACAGCAGAUCCGUAUGAACGUGACAUUAAAAUCGCACAGAACCAGGUGUUAUGCAACACAUACACCUUCCUAGAGCGCCUUCGCCUCAAUGUUGACCAUGCCGAUGAAGACAAAUUCUCCUCCUUCCCUGUUCCCAUGAGCAGCGUGUUAAGUCCACAUUAUUUUCAGUCCUGGCGUUUUGACAGAUUUGCGUUAUCACCGUGGAUCCGCUAUCCCGGAGACGACGGAACAUGGCGAUACGAACACCGAUGUGGAUUCGUGUACCGCUACAUUAAAACCCCACAACGUCAUGGAUUCGAGCAAGUUGAACAAUACCCGCGCUACUUCAACCCGUACCGCUUCUUCACCACCGACUUUCCCUUUUAUCGUGGUCAGAUCAAAUGGGACGGCAGCUACACCGCCGAAAGCCGUGCCGCAAAGAUUAGAGCACAGUUACUUGAAGAUGACCAGCUGUUCUACGCAAUCGGAGACAACGGAGAUCAGACGUUACCAUUUGUGGAAUUACCCGAAGUUGCCGUUGGAAAACACAUUAACCGCGAUGUUGCUUCAAUUAUGACAGCAUUUGGCGUUGAAGGAUAUACCGAAGAGGAAAUUAACCAGUAUCAUUCACCUACCGUCCGGGACAAAGAUAAAGAAAUCUAUGACCUACGACAGGAAUUGGAUCAGCUCCGUCAGCGAAUGAACCGUAUGCGCGAUUCCGACCGGCGCACUCACUGAGCAUCAUUCCGGAAAACGAUCGCAGAAUCCCGAUCGUCUGCUUGAAAAUUAACCUUCGCGUGGAAGAUUAAACUUGGGAUCCACCACGCCGUACAGUAUUAGCAUCAGCGUUAUUCUCUAUUUUUUUUCAUUUUUACUUUCUUGAUGAGACACGUAUAUCUCAUCGCUACCGUCCGGGAUGUAACGAUAGAAAAUCUUAGUACCGCCAGUUGGGAUUGUUUAUUGCUUUUCUACAUCAGUUAUUGGUUCAUUCAUUGCUUGUCUUCCUCAUUAAGAUCAUGUGAAUCAGCAUCUCAUUGUCUUACCGCUUUACCGCUACAAUCUCGAUGCUCUUAACUUUUACUUUGGCGCACUAGAAUCAUUCUUGGAUUUGCUCCUUGCCAGCUAGCUAACCUUGCUUUUUGCCUUCUUGCCCUGUGUACUUGCUAAUAAGAAUCUUGCCGUGA
Molecule: messenger RNA, 1802 nt
Organism: Paramacrobiotus metropolitanus
Lineage: Eukaryota; Metazoa; Tardigrada; Eutardigrada; Parachela; Macrobiotidae
Exons: 2
Coding region: 316-1356 (346 amino acids)
Source: RefSeq, a predicted model, not a curated record